AGAAAGAAAAAAAAAAAAACACUGGAGCUGCGUCACUUCCGUCUUCCGGCGGUGCGGUUUUGUUUUGGUCCGCAGUUCCUCCCGAACAGAACCAGAACCGGAACCAUUUAAACACUUUAAACUCUUUAUUUCACUUUAAAACACUUUUAAUCUUCCUCCAUUUCUGCUCUUAUCACCACCCACACUCUGCCCGGGAGUUCGUCCGCAGCGCCGCCGGGAGUUUCCCUCACGCCUCCCCGCCUCACCGUUAGCCUGUAGCCGGCGUCAGCUCCGCGGCUCAGCGGCGUGUCCCGGAGCUUCUGUAGCCGCCUGUCGCGUCUCUUCCCUCGGCCGCUCAUGGCCGCGGACCCGGAGCCUGCGCUGCCGGAGGACGCCGUGGGGAGGCGGGUUUCCUGCGCGGGAGAGCGGGCCACGGUGCGGUACGUGGGCCCGGUACCGCCGACCCAAGGGGUGUGGCUCGGGGUGGAGUGGGACAAUCCUGACAGAGGGAAACAUGACGGAGUCCACGAGGGAAUGCAGUACUUCACCUGCAGCGUGCCUGGUUCUGGUUCUUUCGUGCGUCCGUCUAAAGUGUCCUUCGGUCUGGACUUCCUGACGGUCGUGCAUCAGGUUUACGACGUGGACCGGGACCAGAUCCUGAGUGAAGACGUCAGCGUCGAGUGGAAACAUGGCUGGGAGCACAGCCUCGAGAGCCUCUCGUCCGUCAUCCUGAACCGCCGCGACGUGAGCCGAGCCGGAGCCCACGGAGAGAUCCGGAAAACCACGCCCAAUGUGCGGUGGUUGGACCUGAGCCGCACUCUGAUUGGUCGAUGGGACGACGUGGCGGCGAUCGCUGAACAGAUGGAGGCGCUGGAGGGACUGCAGCUCAGUUUUAACCGGCUGCAGUUGCCCUCGGACCCGCCCGGACUCUCUGGAGCCUUCACCAACCUCCGGGAGCUGGCUCUGAACGAGUGCGCCCUCUGCUGGACUCAGGUGCUGCAGGGCGCCCCCAUGUGGCCACAGCUGGAGGACCUGAGUCUGGAGGGAAACCACAUCUCCACUCUGUCCAAUCCUGGUCCAGACUUGCUGCAGAACCUGAAGUCCCUGAAUCUGUCCCGGAACCGUUUGGACCAGGACUCGGUUCUGGCCCUGUCGUCUCUGCCCAGACUGGAGCGGCUGAACUUGUCUGAAACCGGGUUUUCUUCGAUCCAGUUCACAGACGCCAAACCAGGAGAAGAGAACAAACCGUUUCCUGUUUUGAGGAACUUGAACCUCAACAACAACAACAUCAGUGAGGUGGAGCCGGAGGAGCGCAGGGGGGCGGAGCUCGACUACCUUAAACUGUUCGGGGAGGCGUGGCUAAAGGCCGGGGGGCGGAGCCAGCUCAGUCCAGACUUCAUCACAGACCAUCCCCGAUACCAAGACCUGGUCCAGAAGUUUGGAGCUGAGGAAGAGUCUCUGAUGAAGAAACCUCAAACCUUCACUUUGAAGAACCAACUCCUCAAGAUCUCGUUUGAGUUUCCGAGCGACUCUGACAGGAAACGUCUGGAGAAGAAACUCCCAGAGACGAUGGAGGUGCAGAAGGUCAAAGUUCUCCUCAACAGAAUCCUGAAGGUCCCAACCACAGACCUCCACCUGUCCUACACCUCCCCCAAGGCGGUGGGGACAGAGUACCAGUUGAACAAUGAUCUGAAGACUCUUCAGUUUUACUCGAUCGAAGACGGAGACACAGUCCUGGUCCGGUGGUCCUGAUCCAGAUCCUGGUCUAGUCCUGGUCCGGUGGUCCUGAUCCUGAUCCAGAUCCUGAUCCUGGUCUAGUCUUCGCCUGGAUUCAAGUCCAAACUACAAGAAAAACUGACAGUGUUACAGAAUCCACUCUAACAUCUGUGCCAGACUUUCAAACCUGGUCCGGUCCCGGUCCGGUCCGGUCCUGGUCCGGUCCCGGUCUGGUCCUGGUCUGGUCCUGGUUUGUGUUCUCGUUGCUCUUCGUGUAAAUCCAGAUUAAACCUGUUUCCUUCAA
Messenger RNA from Boleophthalmus pectinirostris (great blue-spotted mudskipper), 1999 nucleotides. RefSeq names its product tubulin folding cofactor E (gene tbce). Bases 337 to 1731 code for a protein of 464 amino acids. The record is from RefSeq and is a predicted model, not a curated record. NCBI's taxonomy places the organism in Eukaryota, Metazoa, Chordata, Actinopteri, Gobiiformes, Gobiidae. Gene Ontology annotation, molecular function: protein binding. The transcript has 15 exons.